Gracilinanus agilis (Agile Gracile Mouse Opossum) is the source of this 3756-nucleotide messenger RNA. RefSeq names its product apoptotic peptidase activating factor 1 (gene APAF1). The record is from RefSeq and is a predicted model, not a curated record. Gene Ontology annotation, cellular component: apoptosome. The transcript has 26 exons. Bases 1 to 3756 code for a protein of 1251 amino acids. Gene Ontology annotation, biological process: apoptotic signaling pathway; regulation of apoptotic process. Gene Ontology annotation, molecular function: protein binding; ADP binding. Lineage: Eukaryota; Metazoa; Chordata; Mammalia; Didelphimorphia; Didelphidae.
AUGGACGCCAAAGCUCGGAACUGUUUGCUUCAGCACAAGGAAGCCCUGGAAAGGGACAUCAAGACUUCCUACCUCAUGGAUCACAUGAUUUCUGAUCAAGUUCUCAGUUUGUCAGAGGAGGAGAAAAUAAGAAAUCAGCCUACCCAAAAGAAGCGAGCAGCUAUGCUAAUUAGGGUAUUACUUGAAAAAGAUAAUAAUUCAUACAUAUCUUUCUACAACGCUCUACUACAUGAAGGGUAUAAGGAUUUGGCUUUCCUUCUCCAAGAAGGUCUUCCUCUUUCUUCAUAUAAUGGAAAGGAUCCAGUGGAUGGAGUGACUUCAUAUGUGAAGACAGUGCUGUGUGAAGGUGGUGUACCACAGAGACCUGUUGUAUUUGUGACCAGGAAGAAGCUGGUGAAAUCCAUCCAGGAAAAGCUUUAUAAACUGAAUGAUGAACCGGGGUGGGUCACAGUUUAUGGUAUGGCAGGCUGUGGGAAGUCUGUCCUCGCUGCAGAAGCCGUCCGGGACCACAGCCUCUUGAAAGCGUGCUUCCCAGGAGGUGUGCAUUGGGUCUCCGUCGGCCAACAGGACAAAUCUGGGCUUUUGAUGAAACUCCAGAAUCUCUGCACACGGCUGGACCAGGAUGGUGCUUUCUCUCAGAGACUUCCACUUAACCUUGAGGAAGCCAAAGAUCGCCUCCGUUUCUUGAUGCUGCGCAAAUACCCAAGGUCUCUUUUGAUCUUGGAUGACAUUUGGGAUUCGUGGGUGCUAAAAGCUUUUGACAGUCACCAUCAGAUUCUUCUCACAAGCAGAGAUAAGAGUGUGACUGACACCGUGAUGGGUCCCAAAUAUGCUGUCCCUGUGGAGAGUGGCUUAAGAAAAGAAAAAGGACUGGAAAUCUUGGCCCUCUUUGUUAAUAUGAAGAAAACAGACCUGCCCGAACAAGCUCAUAGUAUUGUAAAGGAAUGCAAAGGUUCCCCUCUUGUAGUAUCUUUAAUUGGUGCCCUAUUACGUGAUUUCCCCAAUCGUUGGGGCUACUACCUCAGGCAGCUUCAGAAUAAGCAGUUUAAAAGAAUUAGAAAGUCUUCAUCUUAUGAUUAUGAAGCCCUGGAUGAAGCCAUGUCCAUAAGUGUGGAAAGGCUGAGUGAAGACCUCCAGAAAUAUUACAAGGACCUUUCCAUCCUGCAAAAGGAUGUUAGAGUGCCUACCAAGGUAUUAUGUAUUCUCUGGGACAUGGAGACUGAAGAGGUCGAGGACAUCCUACAAGAAUUUAUUAACAAGUCCCUCCUAUUUUAUGAUCGAAAUGGAAAGUCUUUCCGUUAUUACUUACAUGAUCUUCAAGUAGACUUCCUCAUGGAGAAGAACCGCAACCAACUCAAGGAGCUGCACAGAAAGGUUGUGACCCAGUUCCAGAGGUGCUGCCAGGCACAUUCCCUCCCUUCAGAUCAAGAAGACUCCAUGUACUGGUACAACUUUCUGGCAUACCACAUGGCGAGUGCCGACAUGCGCCAGGAACUUUGCAAUCUAAUGUUUUCCCUCGAUUGGAUUAAAGCAAAGACUGAGCUUGUAGGACCUGCUCAUUUGAUACAUGAGUUUAUGCAAUAUAGACAUUUAUUGGACAAGAAGGAUUGGACCAUCUGUGAGAAUUUUCAAGAGUUUUUAUCUCUCAAUGGACACCUUCUUGGACGCCAGCCAUUUCCUAAUAUUGUGCAACUUGGUCUCUGUGAACCUGAAACUUCUGAAGUGUACAGACAAGCCAAAUUACGGGCUAAGCAGGAGGUCGAUAAAGGGAAACUUUACUUGGAAUGGAUAAACAAAAAAACGAUCAAGAAGCUCUCCCAGCUGGUCGUGCGCCCCCACACAGAUGCUGUCUACCACGCUUGCUUUUCAGAGGACGGGCAGAGAAUCGCAUCCUGCGGUGCCGAUAAAACCCUACAGGUGCUGAAGGCAGAGACGGGAGAGCGGCUCCUGGAGGUGGAGGCCCACGAGGACGAGGUGCUUUGCUGUGCCUUCUCCAAGGAUGACCGCUUUAUAGCCACCUGCUCGGCGGACAGGAAAGUGAAGAUUUGGAAUUCAAGGACUGGGGAGCUGGUACACACCUAUGAUGAGCAUACGGAACAGGUCAACUGUUGUCAUUUUACCAAUAUGGAGCACCACCUUCUCUUAGCCACUGGAUCCAGUGACUAUUUCCUCAAACUCUGGGAUCUUAAUAAGCAGGAGUGUCGGAAUACCCUCUUCGGUCAUACGAAUUCAGUGAACCACUGCCAAUUCUCACCGGAUGAUAAACAUUUGGCUAGCUGUUCAGCGGAUGGAACACUGAAGCUUUGGGAUGUGAGCUCGGCCAACGAGCUCAGCAGCAUCGAUGUGAGGCAGCACUUCCUGUCUGGUGAUGGGCGUCAGGACGACGUGGACGUGGCGGUGAAAUGCUGCUCCUGGUCCAGCGACGGGGUUCGGCUCAUGGCGGCGGCUGCAAACAGGCUCUUGGUUUUUGAUGUCCAGAGCAGGAGCCUGUUGGGGGAAAUCCAUACUGGUCACAGCAGCACCAUCCGCUUCUGUGAUUUCUUUCCCAAGAGCCACCUGGCAGCAGUGGCUCUGUCCCACUACUGUGUGGAGCUGUGGAAUACGGACACGGGUUUCAAGGUUGCUGACUGCCGAGGACACUUGAGUUGGGUUCACUGUGUGGCAUUUUCUCCCGAUGGUUCUUCAUUUCUGACGUCUUCUGAUGAUCAGACAAUCAGGCUCUGGGAGACUAGGAAAGUAUGUAAGAAUUCUGCUAUCAUGUUAAAGCAGGAAGUGGAUGUCGUGUUCCGGGAUGACGAAGUGAUGGUUCUUGCAAUCGACAACAUAAGACGCCUACAACUAAUUAAUGGAAAAACAGGUCAUACCGAUUAUCUGACAGAAGCCCAGAAAUCUCGAAUUAGCUGUUGUUGUCUGAGUCCAGGCCUGCGAUAUGUGGCAUUGGGAGAAGAAGAUGGGUCCAUAAAGAUUCUAGAGCUCCCCAAUGGAAGAGAGUUUCGAUCUCGAAUAGGGCACGAGAAGGCCGUACGCCGGGUGCAGUUCACACCAGAUGGGAGAACCCUUAUUUCGAGCUCUGAUGAUUCCACGGUUCAGGUGUGGAACUGGCAGUCGGAGGAAUUUGUGUUUCUCAAAGCACACCAAGAGCCUGUGAAGGACUUUCGGCUCCUGCAGAAUUCACGGCUCCUGACCUGGUCCUUUGAUGGCACAGUGAAGGUUUGGAACAUCCUUACUGGCAAAGUAGAGAAGGAUUUCAUUUGCCACCAAGGCACGGUUCUCUCCUGUGAUGUUUCUCCCAACGCCACCAAGUUUUCAUCCACGUCUGCUGACAAGACUGCAAAGAUCUGGAAUUUUGAGAGCACUUUCCCUCUUCACGAGCUGAGGGGUCACGAGGGCUGCGUGCGGUGCUCUGUCUUUUCAGGAGACAGCGCCCUCCUGGCCACUGGAGACGAUAAUGGAGAAAUCAGGAUCUGGAGCGUGUCCAGCGGCGUGCUGCUGCAUUCCUGCCUCCCGCUCACCGUGGAGGAAGGAGAGGCCACCUACGGGGGCUGGGUGACCGACCUGCGCUUCUCUCCAGACGGCAGGACGCUCGUGUCUGCGGGCGGCUAUCUGAAGUGGUGGGACGUGGAGAGCGGCGCGUCCUUGCAGACCUUCUACACCAACGGCACCAACCUCAAGACCAUCCACGUGUCGCCCGGCUUCAGAGCCUACGUGACUGUGGAUAAUCUCGGGAUUUUGUACAUCCUGCAGGCGUUGGAGUGA